Chlamydomonas reinhardtii is the source of this 3757-nucleotide messenger RNA. RefSeq lists its product as uncharacterized. NCBI's taxonomy places the organism in Eukaryota, Viridiplantae, Chlorophyta, Chlorophyceae, Chlamydomonadales, Chlamydomonadaceae. The coding region runs from base 436 to 2685 and encodes 749 amino acids. The record is from RefSeq and is a predicted model, not a curated record. The transcript is spliced from 9 exons.
GCUCACCACGGCUGGUUGAGUCUCCAACCCCUGGUGCGCCCCCCCCACCCCCCGCCGACCUGCCGCAUGGAUUUGAUGCAGUUUGUUCAGGAUAUGAUUGCAACAUGACUUCCGUGGUACCUCGACGGGAACUCGAUAUUGCCGUUGGGAGAGCCGGGCGGCAUGCUGUAGGCGGUGGAAGGCGGUCAGGCCGGGGUUUGUGCGAGUUGCUUGGAGGAUGUGCCGGACGCUGCCCGUGCAUUGGAACACAGCAUUACAGCGUGCGCCUUAUCUCCCGCUAUUGAAACUCGGCACGCUGUUAGAUUGAACUAUCGCGCGCGAGUGUUCAAGGGCGCGGGUCAACUCGCGAUCCAAAAUCGUACUGUAUUGGUGGGCGUGUGAGGGGGGAGGACAACUAAGAUUUGCAUCAGCAAACUGUAUUGGGACUCCCACAUAAUGCAUUUAGCUGGGAAUUUAUUGCUUGCUGCGUUGGCCGCCACGUUGUGGGCGGCCAGCGUAAGCGCCCAGCAGACGGGGCUCUAUCCCAGCUUCCCCUACUGCCAAUGCACCAAGACGCCCUCGGCGUAUCGGUUGUCGCCGACCGUCACAUCGACGGGCGCGGGCACCUACUGCUUCACGCUCAGCGCGAAUAAGGUGCCGGCUGGCUGCACGCACAAGUGCUGCAAGGCUGACCUCAAGAAGAUUGAGUUCAACGUGAACGACGCGUGCGACGUCUUCUCGCCCUCUCUCAAGGCGACCAUCAACGGCAUGCGCACCAAGGUGGCCCCCGCCAUCAACAAGGCACAGAACGGCCCCGUGGGCUCCACCACCCUGGUGCUGACGCAGCUGGGUCUGGGGCUGGGCAACGACGGCGCCCAGGUCUGCAUCACGCUGGGUCUGAACAAGAACGGCAAGGGCUGCACCACCCUGGAGGAGCUGUGCGUGCCCCCGGCCGGCAUGCCCGCCGGCGUGUGCACGGCUGCCCUGUUCGACAGCCAGAACGACUGCUGCCCGCUGUCCCAGGCCAACGUGCCCAGCCCGCCGCCGCCCUCUCCCCCUCCCCCGUCGCCUCCUCCUCCUUCUCCCCCUCCCCCCUCGCCAGCUCCCCCCUCUCCUCCUCCUCCCUCUCCUCCUCCCCCCAGCCCGCCGCCCCGCUGCCGCGUGUGCACUUACAUCGCCCUCAUUUCGCAGCCUGAGGUGUCGGCUGCGUACGCCUUUACAGCCGACCAGUGCGCACAGGUCUCCGACGUCAUUGCCGCCGACAUCACCGCCCAGGCCGAAAGCGUCGGCGCCACCAUUGUCUCCGACUUCGCGCUCGUCUCCUGCCAGGGUCAGCAGAUCAAGGUGUGCGGCGAGUUCUUCUCCAACGAGGAGGGCGCGCUGCUGCAGGGCUUUGUGUCGGAGCAGGUCGCCAUCUGGCGGGAGCUGGUGGCGGGCGAGACCUGCCCGCGUGACCUGGCCGGUUACACAGUCGUUGCGGCGGUGGGCGGCGACGGCGCCAGCGUCCAGGACCUGCCGCAGAGCUGCCUGUCCGCCAGUGAUAACAAGGCGUGUGCCCUGGAGUCGCCGCCCCCACCCCCUCCUCCGCCGCCCCCACCCCCGCCACCCUCGCCUCCUCCUCCUUCUCCCCCUCCCCCGUCGCCUCCUCCCCCGUCACCUCCUCCUCCGUCACCUCCUCCCCCGUCGCCGCCUCCCCCGUCGCCGCCGCCGCCCCUCCCGCCGCCACCGUCCCCGCCUCCUCCUCGCCCGCCGCCGCCCUCGCCUCCUCCCCCCUCACCUCCUCCCCCUUGCGAGUCCUGCGUCUACGUGGAGCUGCAGACGCCGUCCCACGAGCCUUUCUUCAAGUACCGCUUUGACUCGGCCAUGUGCGCCGCCAUAUCGGAGGCCAUUGCCGCCGACCUGAACACCGCAGCCGAGGUGGCGGGGGCCGUGCUGCCGACGCCCUUCGAGGGAGUGGACUGCAGUGGGCAGGAGAUCAAGGUGUGCGGCACGUGGCUAGACGGCGAGGCUGCCACGGAGCUCAUGCAGCCGUACGUGGACACGCAGGUGACGAGCUGGCUGGCCCUGGUGACGGGCGGCCGCUGCCCCGCCUACUUGCGCGGCUACAGCGUGCUGGUGGCGGUGGCCGGCAGUGUGUCGUACGAGCUGCCGGAGGAAUACUCAGGCCAGGAGAUGCCGUGCCUGUACGCCAAGGACCAGUCGGCCUGCGCGCCCGAGACUGUGGACUUCCCCAAGUGCGCCUGCGAGACGGCCGAGCUGGCUACGCCGUUUGCUGCGCUGCCCAUUAUCGACGUGGGCCCUGGGCCGUCCAAGGGCACCACUGCCUUCUGUUUCAACCUUACGCUGGUGAGCCCCACUAACCCCGGCAGCAAGUGCGGCAGGAGCUCCGGCCUGCUCAAGGCCGAGUUCUACGCCGACGACAAGCAGCGUCGCAAGGUUAACUCGAUUGGCGUGCAGCCAGCCGGCGGCGCGAUGCGGUACCUCUCGGCGACCUGGGGCGCCGUGGGCGAGAACACGUUGAAGGCCACGCCGCUCAACUGGAGCAAGGCCCAGGCAAACGGCGGUCGGAUCUGCUUGGUCCUGUACGACACGGUAACGCUGGACAGCUUCUGCAUGGGCAAUGAGCUGGACACGUGCUGGUUGAACCUGUUCGACAGCAGUAAGGACUGCUGCCCUCUCUACACUUCCUCCAUCGCAGUGGCGUAAGCAACACUUCCUGUGCUUCACCUGGGUUUGGCAAGUGGUUUUGGCAAGGCAAUUUUGUAAGCGCGCAGCCGUAAGGCUGCAGCGCACUGUGAUCUAUUGUUGGAGUGGGAUGAUUCAUUCCGGGUGACUACGGGCUGAUGCUUGGUUGUGGUGAUACACGAUUAACCUGCUGGGCGGGGGUGGUUUCCCAUGCACUGGAAAGUGUCUCAGCCGGCCCCUGCAGAAGGGCGCGCGCAGGAUGUUGAGGACGGGUGCUAUCAGGUGUUCAUGACUACGCUAGCAAGCAGGUGUGUGCCGUUAGUCGAUAUUCCUAGGAGGCCAUGUGUGUACGCUUGACACACAAUAGCUCAGGCAGCUUGGCACGCGGGGUUAGGAUUAACGGCUGGGCGUUCAUAUGGGGCCCACGGCUUGACGUAAAGUAUCGGUAUGACGUGUUAUGUGAAGCAUCCCCGCACUAUUGAAAAUGCUUGAAAAAACGCAACACGCACAAGCGAACAUGACGUUGUAGAGCCGAGGCCAGUGAGCUAGCACAAGCAAAAAGAAAAGCGUGAGCAUGAGCAGCGACCGCAACUGCUACGUUACCUUUGACGAGAUAACCGCGCGCCAAGCUGCGCCACUCCGGCGUCCUAAUGCUUGUGACUCUCAGCUGGUGUAUACGGCUGUCAGAGGCUGGGCUGGCGCAGACUGGCCGCAGACUACCAAGCGAAGGCUGCGAUGCGUUGUGAUAACGCGAACCCCAAGAGACCCACCUGGAACACAGCCAGGCAUCCGCGGUGAGCCAGGAGUAGUACGUACAUGCGAGGACAAGAGGAAAGAGAACGGCAGAAAGGAGGGUGCGGCAUGGCGAGUGUCAAAACGUUGAGGCCGGCGCAGAAAAUAAACCAGGGUGGCUGCUUAGCUGCGGCCGGGCUGACGUGAAGGCUGACUGGCUGCUGUAUAUGGUGAGCUGAGACUGGUAUGAAAGGCUGGUGCCGGCCAGGCGAGUUGGGCAUGAGGCGCUGCUGCAUGGGGACAUGACGCUCUGUAGGCCAUGGGGUAAACUGACGGGUGCGGACCGUAGUACGGUUCCCCA